UUUUAUUCUGUCCUGCCCCAAUGGGACGGCUGAAGAGUGAAGAGGAACCUUCCGCCAUCUCUUACAAUCUCGACGCCCUCCUCCCAUAUUGUAGCGCUUUCUAGUUUCGUUCCAUCGCAACCUCCUCCAAAUCUCUCUCUCCUUCUCUCUCCUUCUCUCUCAUGGCUUUUCUUCUUCCCUUCUCUAGCAUCGAUAUGGCGUCGUUGGAGACUCGAAGAAAUCUACAAGGUCUUUGUAUCAAGGAAAAAGCAGCAGUGAGGCCUCUUCGUAUCAAAGCUUCUUCUUACCGAUCUAAGCAUCUUCUCUUCUCUUCAUUCUCACCUUCGGCUGCCUCCGGAGAAGUCUCAAAGGUUGAGCAUGUAGAAGAGACUGAGUUGCAGGACGAAUCUGAAAAAGAACCUACUGUUGCUGAUGGCCUAGAUUAUGACAGCUCAAGUGAUGAAAGCAUUCCUUUUUCUGAGGAUAGGUUACCUUCAGCUGUAAUUGCUUCCUUGGAAUUUUACAAGGAAGCUUUGGCAAAUAAUGAUCAAUCCAAAGUUGCUGAACUAGAGACCUUCUUUCAGUCCAUUGAAGAUGAGAGGAACUCUCUUGAGGACAAAGUUACCUCCUUGUCAGACGAGUUGGUAGUCGAAAAAGACCGCAUACUAAGAAUUAGUGCUGAUUUUGACAAUUUCAGGAAAAGGACAGAGAGGGAGCGGUUGUCACUAAUGGAAAACGUACAGGGAGAAGUUGUAGAGAACUUGCUGCCAGUUCUGGAUAAUUUUGAAAGAGCCAAAGCUCAGAUCAAGGCCGAGACAGAGGGAGAAGAGAAGAUUAAUAGUAGUUACCAGAGCAUUUAUAAACAGUUUAUGGAGAUUCUAACCUCCCUAGGUGUUGUAGCCGUUGAAACUGUUGGCAGUGCAUUUGAUCCCAUGCUUCAUGAAGCAAUAAUGAGAGAAGACUCGGCGGAGUUUGAAGAAGGGAUCAUAAUACAAGAAUUCCGUAAGGGUUUCAAGCUUGGAGAGAGGCUUCUGCGUCCAUCAAUGGUUAAGGUGUCAGCAGGGCCGGGACCUGCAAAGCCUAAAGAAGAUGAAUCCACUGAAUCAGAUGAAGGCAGUGGGGAAUUGGAACAAGAGAGUACCAAUGAAAGUAAGGAAGCUUAGUGGAAUAUCAAAUUUUGUAAGAUCUGUUACAUUAUCAUGGUUUGUGAGCUUUUAGAGACUUAGGAUAAAUGGCUAUUUGUUCUGUCCCUACUUGAUAGGAUCUUUCCUUCACACUUCUUGGCAUGAAAGUCUAAAUGGCAUGUUGUGAUGCGUACAGUAAAGAAAUUACUGUUAUGUUCAAAUUGAUUCAGGGAAAGCAUUCGAAGCAUGAAAGUUAUUAACUGA
This is a messenger RNA of Dendrobium catenatum, 1367 nucleotides long. Its product is annotated as protein GrpE. Bases 162 to 1142 code for a protein of 326 amino acids. Gene Ontology annotation, molecular function: protein homodimerization activity; adenyl-nucleotide exchange factor activity; protein-folding chaperone binding. Gene Ontology annotation, biological process: protein folding. NCBI's taxonomy places the organism in Eukaryota, Viridiplantae, Streptophyta, Magnoliopsida, Asparagales, Orchidaceae. Gene Ontology annotation, cellular component: chloroplast. The record is from RefSeq and is a predicted model, not a curated record. The transcript is spliced from 3 exons.